AUGGCUGCCUCGAGGCCCGCACGGCCAAAGCCCCUGGACUGGUCGGGCCCAUCUCAACUUGCUAUCUUCAUCCGCAACCUGAAACUUCUUCAAUUAGACCAGCGCGAUAACUGGCCCGGUAUCACCAUCCGCGCGUUGUCCCCGUCGUCGCAGAACCAGCGCCAGCGAAUUCGCCUGGUAGAAUGGUCAUUAUACUAUCUGUUUACGAUCUGGGAUCCCGAAGGUGCUCAAAAUAAAUUACGUCCCUUUUUCCCACCGCUAGAACCCCUACAAUCCGUCAACCUCCGUGCAGCUAUAUUCCGAGCUCUAAGUGAAUUGAAGAAGAAUGGUGACCUCGGGCGAGAAACGAUCCUUCGCAAGACGAUGCUGGAUGACUGUAAGGGGGAGAAAUUCGACGAACUGCUUGCGGUCUUUUCCACGGCAGUCUUACGGAAGUUGGUGACCGCAUCGGCAUCGGAGAUGAUAUGGAAUCCUGCAAUGACACUAUCUACCGUCUCGUCCAUUUCUCCGACAGACUAUCAAAACAUGAUACCGUUGAUACUUGCCCACCAAGUCUCUCUCAAUGCGACGGGAGCUCGCCGCUCGAGAGUACAGGAGACUUAUGAGCAGUUCUCGCGGCUACUUGAUGAUAAGAAAGUCGAACUUACAGAUCGGGCGAACACUGUUUCCACGCAACAUCAAGAUCGGCCACGGAUGGAUUCGGAUGCAUUGGCACAAGAGCUUCAAACGAAUUGGUUGGGCAGCGAGGAAUGGGCUACCGCUCUUCUGGACGGCGGAUCCCAAAGCAGCACCGACGCUUUUCUGGAGCUUCCAUUUUCCAAAGCAUGGAAGCAGGCUACGGAGUCGACGGUUGAAGGUCUGGGCAGCGGAAUCAAAUCGGAUCUCGUGGUGGACCUAGAGGCUCGAGUGCUGCGAUUACGAGGUCGACUGCGCAGAUGGCAUGAAUUCAGCGAUUCCCUUCGCAAAGAACGCGAUGGAGGCGAAGGUGCAACCAAUUCCACUUUUCAGGAAUCCCGUCUGGUUUUCCGAGACCACCAGUCAUUGACGGUGGCAAGUAUAUCCAAGGCGGUUCGAGAAUCAGCAGACCGUGGGAGAACCCUAAACGAAGCCGAUCGUUCUCUUAUGUCGAGUGUGAACGAGGCCAUCACAAGAGUAAAUGGCAAUUCUCGCAUUGAAAAGACUCAGUCAUCGGUGAGCUUUUCGGAGACAGUCUCACCACCAACCUCAGCGAUGAACAACCCUCAACCGACAAGACCAUCGAUAUCAGAGGAUACCCAACCUUCGAUACCUUCAACACGCAAUUCGCCAGAAAUACCAAUCGAACCACAAGCGGAGCCUACUUAUUCAUCACCUCCAACUGUCCACCUUCCCCUGGACCAUCACUCCGAAUCCGACGAAUACGAAGAACAAAACCCAGAACCCCCCAAGCCCUCAACAUCAAGCUACACCCUCGUCGAACGCACCCGCAAAUCAAUGUCCCUCAUCCCACCCCUCCCAGCCCACGAAUCUCAACCAAAACGCCGAGGUCCACGCCCCUCAUUCCCAGUGAACCAAUUCGAAACACCUCGCAAAUCCUCGCGACCAAAAAUCACCCGUUCCUCUACGCCGCAGGAUAAACUCUUUGAAGAGGACGCUGAUUAUGCGAGCGUCUUUAAAUCACGGCCUCGUGUGGCUCAUAGUCCUAUCUCUUCGCCGGCUGUGCAUGUUAGUCCGUCGAUGGAUGAAGAUGAGGGGUUUGAGUUGGAGUAUGACGAGACGGAUUUGAGGGAUAUGGAUUCGCCUUUGGUUACGUCGCGGUUUCGGGGGUGA
Molecule: messenger RNA, 1809 nt
Organism: Penicillium cataractarum
Lineage: Eukaryota; Fungi; Ascomycota; Eurotiomycetes; Eurotiales; Aspergillaceae
Exons: 2
Coding region: 1-1809 (602 amino acids)
Biological process (GO): spindle assembly
Cellular component (GO): HAUS complex; mitotic spindle microtubule
Molecular function (GO): microtubule binding
Source: RefSeq, a predicted model, not a curated record